AUGCACAAGCACGAAAAACCCCGCAGCGCUGAAGUUUGGCACAAUCCUUCGUUUGUGGUGGCGCAGAUAACAGCUGCUGUGGUGUCCUCUGCACUGCUGCUGUUUGUCGUUGCUGUGGGACUGGUCAUUCGGUUGGUUGGCUUUAUUCCCCGUUGGCUUCGCCGGCCACCUCGCAGGCAACCAUCCUGGGAUAACCGUGAAAAAUGGAAGAAGGAGCGCCUUGUCAAGGAUCCACAGUAUUAUGCGCGAAACUGUGGCUUUGAUAUCAUUGAUGAAACCGCUGAAACAGAAGAUGGCUAUUACCUACGUAUUCACCACGUCAAAUGUUUACACCCUGAGCCAGAGCUGCAAAAAAUUGGCAAUGGGUACCCUAUUCUAAUCAUGCACGGUCUUUUCCAAUCGUCUGGCUCUUUUAUUACAUCAGAAGAGCGUAGUAUUGCCUUCUGGCUUGCUCAACGUGGAUAUGAUGUAUAUCUGGGUAACAACCGCGCUGUUUUUGAUAUGGGACAUCGGAAAUACAGUCGCUAUAGCCCUGCUUUCUGGGACUUUGAUGUGGGUGAUCUGGCCAUGUAUGAUAUCCCUGCCAUGAUCGACUAUGUUUGUGCGCGAACUGGCUAUAAGAAAAUUGCCUACAUUGGCCAUUCACAAGGCAAUGCCACAGCAUUCAUGGCGCUUUCGCGUUGGUACCGACCUGACUAUGGUACGAAGCUUUCCUAUUUCUGUGCUUUGGCCCCCGCCAUGUUUGUGGGCCCCCUUGGGCGAAGAUUCCCUUUAGUCCAUCUUAGCAGACUUGACUGGCCUGCAUGGCGCCGUCUCUUUGGUGUGAUGGACUUUGUGCCGCUGAUGAAACUCUCGUACGACUGGACGCCUGCCACCCCCUAUGCAGCGCUGGGCUAUCAAAUGUUCGCCUUCCUGUUUGAGUGGAAUGAUACCCACUGGCUUCAACGCCGAAAAGCUAAAAUGUUCCGCUUUACGCCCAUGCCCGUCUCUUCGCGUCUCAUGUAUUGGUGGGCGGGCAAGAAUGGCUUUGCGCAACGUGGUUGUCUUUUUGAUCCUAAUGAGACAUGGUAUGAUGAGCGAUUCCCACCUGUCAGUUUGUAUGGUGGUAGCGAGGAUCAUUUAGUGCUUCCCAAACCUGUUUUGGAUCACUUCAACGAGCACGAACCCAAGACGCGAGUCAUCAGAGAAAAGAUUCAAGCUGGCGCAGAGCACUGUGAUCACUACUGGGCUGCUGAUGCAGUGGAAUGGUGCUUCCACGAUAUUCUGGAGGACAUUAGAAUGACAAGGGAGUCAUAA
This is a messenger RNA of Malassezia pachydermatis, 1296 nucleotides long. RefSeq names its product lipid particle protein. Lineage: Eukaryota; Fungi; Basidiomycota; Malasseziomycetes; Malasseziales; Malasseziaceae. The record is from RefSeq and is a predicted model, not a curated record. The transcript is spliced from 3 exons. The coding region runs from base 1 to 1296 and encodes 431 amino acids. Gene Ontology annotation, biological process: lipid metabolic process.